Molecule: messenger RNA, 1531 nt
Organism: Cucurbitaria berberidis CBS 394.84
Lineage: Eukaryota; Fungi; Ascomycota; Dothideomycetes; Pleosporales; Cucurbitariaceae
Exons: 2
Coding region: 21-1496 (491 amino acids)
Source: RefSeq, a predicted model, not a curated record
CUUUACCUCAAAAAGUGAUUAUGCCUAGCGUUGAUGAAUUCCAGCUUCACCCCUUGGGUUGGGAGAAUGACCCAAAGGAGGAGCGAUUCAAGCUCUCGACCCUCGACUACUUGUCGACAACAACCUAUAACAACAUGGCUUUCUUUUUCAAGCUAAACGACACCGAGAAGACCAAAACUACAGCGAUACUUAAGGAAGGUCUAGAGCGGACUCUCAGCCAGGUUAGACACCUUGUUGGGACUAUCGAGAGUGACAAUGAUGGCCACCACUCAAUAGUCAGGAAGAGAAGCAGUACUGUCCAAUUUGUGGUCCAGCAUCUUGACUCCCUCGAGGACAAGUUUCCAUCUUUUGCUGAGAUUGCAGAAGCUCACUUCCUCUCGCCUAUACUUGGCGAUAUCAAUGUCUUGAGCAAUAGUCCUAUGACUGCCGGCAACAAGCCAGAAGCACACCCUGAUAACAGCCCUGCAAUCACAUCAUUCAAAGCCAACUUUAUCCCUGGAGGUCUUAUCCUUAAUGUGCACAUCCACCACUACAGUAAUGGCAUUAUGGGAUUCACGUCCUUUGUCAAACAGCUCGCAGAGAACUGUUACGCUAUUGCAAAUACGACCGCGUACCCCUCCUUCGACCCGAAGUGCCUUGAUCGCAGCCUCUUUGGCUCCCUCGGGUUCGACAGGCCAUCGACCUCCAAAGAGCCACAGGUUGAAGCCCAUCCUCGGCCCGCCCGCAACUCGGAUCACAGGCAGUCACAGUCGCUAAUGUUUCAUUUACGCAAGAGUAGAGCUGCUGAGCUGAAAAAGGCUGCGUCGCCUACUGAUGGGUCCUGGAUCUCUACAUAUAAUGCUGUGUGCGCCAUAAUGUGGCGCGUCCUCUCCAGGAUCCGCGAGCCUCUCUAUAAUCCUGGUCUGGAUAACAAGCCGAUCUGGGCAGAAGGCGUCAGCAUAUCCAAGCUAUUUAUCAACCCUCCGAUACCUGCCCGUAUGCAGGGCAACAUGCAAAUCGACAUCAUAUCGACUACGUCUACUGUAUCGCAACUAACUCUAGCUGAGAUUAUCUCAGACGCGCCUUUAUCCAAGCUAGCAAGCUAUACACGUCAAAUGACUAAUAGUGUUACUUCCGAUAUGCUGCAAGGCAUGCUACAGAAAUUUGCGCCUGUGCGUAACAAGCAGGAUCUAUCAAUCAACGUCGAUUCCUUCCCGCCUAUGUCCAUCUUACUCACCGACUGGCGGGAUGCUAAUAUCUGCUCGUUCGAUUUUGGCUUCGCUGAGCCGACUGCCUACCGGCACUUGUUUGGCGGGGUGCCUCUGUGCCUGGCUCUUGUCUACCCACCGCAUAAGGGUCCAGCUGGGGAUGACGAGGGGAUGGAAAUACAGUUUACGUUUGAGACAGAGCUUGUGCAGCAGCUGUUAAACGACCCAGAGUGGAGCAAGUAUUUUGAAUUCAGGGGUGUUGAUGCGUGGCAGGAAGGAAGCUUGAGUAAUCAUAGAUCUAAACUAUGAUGGUAUGGUGAUUUCGGGUUCCUUUUGAGAUAGCC